AUGUUGAAUACCUGCCUCAAGGACUUUGAGCAAGUCCUUGAAUAUCUGUCGCAUAGGACCUCCGCCGCUCACCGACAAGCGGUCCUCCACCACUGCCAAAUACGGACGUCACUGCCGCAAUUGCUUCAACGACAAACAUCAAGAGCAACGACAGAUUUGGCGAAGCCGAGGAGUUCGGGCUCUUCUAGGACUGGGAAGCGGGAAUUUCCUCUUUCUGGGCCCUUUGAAUAUAGGCUUAGGGUUUCUUCAUCCUUGCGAGCUAAAAUACUAAUUGAUAACUUAAGGAAUCAACUAACCCAAACCAACGGGGACCAGAAAUCAAGCAAGACAUUAUUAAAUUUAGCCUAUGAACCAAACACAGAGGAAUAUCAGCCAGUAGUACCAGAUAAAGACAGCACAGAACAAAUCCCAAUAACAAAAAUCAGCUUGGCAAAAUUUCUUGGCCUGCAAUGUACAGGUAGCCUCGUUUCCGAUCCUUCAAACAAUGAAAAGGAAGAUAUGCGCGAGUCAGUCGUCCUCUCUUGUCGAGUCGGUCACAGCCGUAGGAACCCACCAUCUUCCGUCAGCCGCAACUGCCUCCAGCUUCGAGAUCCAAAUGGCUGUGCAGACAAGACAGGCGCUGAAGACCGUGCCGACCCAUCCACUGCAGGCCGUAGAGAAGUUGCUGAUCUGAGCCACCGCCUUUGGCCACACAAUCAUCGAUAUCCGUCGGGGGCCAGCGAAAUUCACCAGUGUGUCGUCUCCAUUAAUCCAAGUGGCCAUUCGUCGCACUGUUUAGUCGCGCUGUCGCCAUCCACUUUAAGCCCUUGGUUGCCAUCGCUCACGAGCGCGUUCUGCAGGUCUCAGCCAUCGUCACCGAUUAUGGAGCCUGUCAAUCGAGAGAAAAACAGCGUGAAGAUGGAAAGGGUUUUGUCUUGUAGGACAUCGAUG
Molecule: messenger RNA, 930 nt
Organism: Striga asiatica
Lineage: Eukaryota; Viridiplantae; Streptophyta; Magnoliopsida; Lamiales; Orobanchaceae
Source: the annotation of a GenBank genome assembly